AUGGCGGCAGUGGGGGAAGCGGGCGCCUGCAGGCCGCCCCGCACAAGAGGGGCCGCGCCGCCGAGUGCCCGUGCGGCGGGGUGGGGGUGGGGCGUGCCCCCAACAGCUGCCCAUGCUGGGGGUGGGGCAUGCCCCGCUGGCCGCCUGUUUAAAAGAGCCAAGUUCCAGGGGUCACCAGAGAAAUUUAACACAUAUGUGACCCUGAAAGUGCAGAAUGUGAAGAGUACCACUGUGGCAGUUCGAGGUGAUCAACCUUGUUGGGAACAAGAUUUCAUGUUUGAAAUUAGUCGCCUGGACUUAGGUCUCAGUGUGGAAGUGUGGAACAAAGGACUAAUCUGGGACACCAUGGUGGGGACUGUGUGGAUUGCACUGAAGACUAUUCGUCAGUCAGAUGAGGAAGGGCCUGGAGAGUGGUCCACUUUGGAAGCAGAGACAUUAAUGAAAGAUGAUGAAAUCUGUGGAACUAAAAACCCAACUCCCCAUAAGAUUCUACUUGAUACAAGAUUUGAGUUGCCUUUUGACAUCCCAGAAGAGGAAGCCAGAUAUUGGACUUAUAAACUGGAGCAAAUCAAUGCUUUGGGGUCCGACAAUGAGUAUUCUAUCCAAGAAGAAAGCCAGAGGAAGCUGUUGCCCACUGCUGCCGCCCAGUGUUGUCACUGGACUUAUUUGGGCUGGGGAGAGCAGCAAACUUUUGAAGACCCUGAUAGCGCUGUGGAUGACAGAGAUAGUGACUAUCGCAGCGAGACCAGCAAUAGUAUCCCACCUCCUUACCACACGACCUCCCAGCCCAAUGCUUCUGUGCAUCAGUUCCCUGUGCCAGUGCAUUUGCAACAGCAGCUGCUACUUCAGGGCAGUUCUCGAGACUCUUGCAAUGAUUCUAUGCAAAGUUAUGACCUCGAUUAUCCAGAGCGUCGAGCCCUCAGCCCCACCAGCAGUAGUAGGUAUGGCUCUUCCUGUAAUGUGAGUCAAGGAAGCUCUCAGCUGAGUGAACUAGACCAGUAUCAUGAACAAGACGAUGAUCGUCGCGAGAGGGACUCACUUCAUUCCUACCACAGCUCUGGAAGCUUCUCCAGAGAUGGCCAAGCAGGUUUUGGAGAACAAGAGAAAGCCUUGGAGGUGACAGAUGAAACGGAGAAGGGCAAGGCGAGUGAACCCAAAGAGCUUAAACAAGAUACCACAGCCCAUCCUCUUCCACAUCUGGUGCUACAUAAAGAGGACGUUGUAAGACCACAGGAGAGUUUUCCUGAGGAGAACGCGUCUUCACCAUUUACCCAAGCCAGAGCACAUUGGAUCCGAGCAGUUACCAAAGUUCGACUCCAACUGCAAGAGAUUCCAGAUAAUGGCGACCCUUCUCUGCCCCAGUGGAUCCCUGAGGGGCCAGCUGGAGGUCUGUAUGGCAUUGACAGCAUGCCAGAUCUACGCAGAAAGAAGCCUUUACCGCUUGUCAGUGAUUUGGCUAUGUCACUGGUCCAGUCUCGGAAAGCAGGUAUUACUUCUGCAAUGUCUACACGUACCUCUCUAAAGGAUGAAGACCUGAAAUCCCAUGUGUAUAAGAAAACUCUACAGGCCUUAAUCUACCCCAUUUCGUGCACCACACCCCACAACUUUGAGGUCUGGACAGCCACUACACCGACCUACUGCUAUGAAUGUGAGGGCUUGCUCUGGGGCAUUGCCCGACAGGGCAUGCGCUGCAGCGAGUGUGGUGUCAAGUGCCAUGAGAAGUGCCAGGAUCUGCUCAAUGCUGACUGCCUGCAGCGGGCUGCAGAAAAAAGCUCUAAACAUGGAGCUGAGGACCGGACCCAGAACAUCAUCAUGGCCAUGAAAGACCGCAUGAAGAUCAGAGAGCGAAACAAACCGGAGAUCUUUGAAGUUAUCCGGGAUGUCUUCACUGUGACCAAAGUUGCUCAUGUCCAGCAGAUGAAAACAGUGAAACAGAGUGUACUGGAUGGCACCUCCAAAUGGUCAGCCAAGAUUACCAUCACUGAGAAGAGGACAGACAAAUCAGCUGUCUCAGGGGCUAUACGACUACAAAUCAAUGUGGAGAUCAAGGGGGAAGAGAAGGUAGCCCCGUAUCAUGUGCAGUAUACAUGUCUCCAUGAGGUGAGCCAGCCGUUGCCCAAGGAAGAGUCUCCAGCAGUAGUGUCUGAGAAGUGUGAGAACAUCUUCCUGGGGUUACAGGAUGGACUGGGCUAUGACGUGAAUAGAAUUUCGGUGGAACCUUAUUAA
This is a messenger RNA of Elephantulus edwardii (Cape elephant shrew), 2226 nucleotides long. RefSeq names its product protein unc-13 homolog B-like. The record is from RefSeq and is a predicted model, not a curated record. NCBI's taxonomy places the organism in Eukaryota, Metazoa, Chordata, Mammalia, Macroscelidea, Macroscelididae. Gene Ontology annotation, cellular component: plasma membrane; synaptic vesicle membrane; terminal bouton. The transcript has 19 exons. Gene Ontology annotation, biological process: dense core granule priming; synaptic vesicle maturation; synaptic vesicle priming. The coding region runs from base 1 to 2226 and encodes 741 amino acids. Gene Ontology annotation, molecular function: diacylglycerol binding; syntaxin-1 binding; calmodulin binding.